Molecule: messenger RNA, 1842 nt
Organism: Penicillium verhagenii
Lineage: Eukaryota; Fungi; Ascomycota; Eurotiomycetes; Eurotiales; Aspergillaceae
Exons: 1
Coding region: 1-1842 (613 amino acids)
Source: RefSeq, a predicted model, not a curated record
AUGGAGACCUCAACCCGCAAUUCUGACAAGUCAUCUUCAGCAGAGGAUUCAACAAAUCAGGCCACGGAUCUUCCUGAACGCCUCGAUAUUGAAAUCUUCAAUCACCUGGGUCGACUGGAGGAAUCCAACGACUUCCCCCUCUGGCUGCGCAAUACCACACGCCUGUUGAAUUCCGCGGGCUUGGACAAACUCAUCAAUAUCCACAUCCCGAGACCUGAGGCGGACAACGAGAAAUAUAAAAGAUGGUUGAAUUACUCGAAACUGCUCCAGCACUAUCUCUCGGAAAGCAUUUCAGAUGAACUCUUGAGUGAUAUUGUGUCGCCAGGAAAGCCCCUCAAGCUGGCUGAUGAGUUCAUGAACGAAGCUAAAAAGGCACUGGAAGCUGAAGGAAUCUACGCAGACCUUGAGGGUGUUUCCACUCUGUCCUCCAUUCGAAUUGCUGGACAUGAUACAACCGAGGACUUUGUCUGGGAUUUCAAGAAGAACUUCCAACAUCUGUGGGACCUGAAAGUUCAUGUCAACCCUUAUUUCGCAUUGUGCUUGCUGCUCAAUAAACUUGACCGCACAGAAACCCGUUUCAUUUUCGCAUCGACCAUUGCGGACUUGGAUAAACGAGCGGCGAAGAUAGACCUGUGGAAUGAAUUUACAGAUAAGGACUUUCACGUGGUUUGCACCAAUAUCGCCCACCGUCUUGAGGUGGAUACGCAAAAGCCGAAUAAAAGACACCCUUUGACUCCCCUUCCCAUAAAUCGCUCUACGACAUUCCUUGAGAAGACUGUGACGAAGGAAAUGGAUAUUCCCGCUGCCGAGAUUCAAAUCAAGGACCCAGAUCCCAAGGCCAGCGAGACUCCAGUGAAGACGUCGGACUCGGCCACCUAUGAGACGAUGGCCAAUAUUGAAGAAAUGUAUUCCAAUGAGAUGGAUAUAGACCAUCCAACUGCUCAAGAAGUAAAUUUUGGCACCCCAGAUCGAAAGUGGUUCCCUGCCCCAGGAACAAACAAGCACGUUCAUGCACAGCGCCUUCGCGAGAGACUGGGAUCGGUGGAGUUGCCAAGCAAAGUGUGCGCAUAUUGCAAUCAAAGGUUCCACACCGCUGCGAGGUGUUUUUACCUCAAUCCCGCCACGCGUCCACUCCAUUGGAAGCCAGACCCUAGCCUCUGGUGUUACAUGCAUGGAUCUUCCGGAACAUGGUCAGUUGGUCGUACCCCGAUGAGAGAGAACGGAAAAUACACACCGAAAGCCAAGCGAACACACGCCAUUCCAGUCAUAAGCCCAAGUGAAAGCCCAAGUGAAAGCCCAACUGAGACCAAGAAAAAAGAAGCCGAGCCAGUGAAAGAUGUGCAGAAGAAGCCGAAAGCACCCGUGCUUAUGGGAUCCCCAUUUGACACGGUCAACAAAUUCACGGCCUCCAAUAGAGACUGGAUAAUUCUGAGAGGACCGGGGAAACACAUCUGCGCAAACAAGGCUGUCAUGACUGAGUACCAAGACUAUGGUCCUGAAGACACCCCGCACGAAUGGAUGGGAAAUCCUGCAGGCAAUAAAGAUCUGGCUCGCGCCUCCGGGAGAGGCAAAGCGAAAAUCAGCCUGUUGGGUGAUGACCGGAAUCUCAUCCACAAUAUCUUCAUUGAUUGCCACUACAAUAUCAACUCCCGGUUUAACGUGUUCUUUAUUGAGGAAGCGGAAAAGGAACUUAUGAUCAAGUAUGUUGAAGCCACCGGAGCUUUGCAUGAUGAAGAGGAUGGAAUGAAGAUUAUGGGCUACGUGGUUUACGAAAACGGUGUCCCAUUCCUGCGAACCCUGGAUUCUACUAUCGAAAUCAACUUGAUGGACCUGCUGGAAUGA